AUACUGACACGUCAGGAGUCAGCCCUCUGGCCAAUCAGGAGCUUCGUACCGACAUGCGACAUCCCAGGAUCCCUCGCGCCUGUGACGUCAGCCUAACACGGAAGUGAGGUGGAAGGAAAGACAUUGCAAGCAUGCUGAAGGCUGUCAUCUUGAUUGGAGGGCCCCAAAAGGGUACCCGCUUUCGCCCUUUAUCAUUCGAAGUUCCCAAACCUCUCUUUCCAGUGGCUGGAGUUCCGAUGUUACAGCACCACAUUGAAGCCUGUAGUAAGGUACCCAAUCUGAAAGAGAUUUUGCUGAUAGGCUUUUAUCAACCAAAUGAGGCUCUAAGUCGGUUCCUUGUCACAGCACAACAGGAGUUUAAAGUAGCCAUUAGAUACCUGCAAGAGUUUUCGGCUUUAGGUACUGGGGGUGGGAUUUAUCAUUUCCGUGAUCAGAUUCUCUCAGGGGGUCCACAUGCCUUCUUUGUGAUGAAUGCAGACGUGUGUUCAGAGUUUCCCCUGCUCCAGAUGUUGGACUUCCAGAAAGCUCAUGAAGAAACACAUCGUUACAUCAUGCUUGGUACCACGGCAAACCGGAAGCAGUCAUUAAAUUACGGGUGCAUUGUUGCGAAGGUCGAUAGUCAAGAGGUUUUGCACUAUGUAGAAAAACCCAGCACAUUCAUCAGUGACAUCAUUAACUGCGGUAUCUACCUAUUUUCUCCAUCAAUUUUCCAACACAUUGCGGAAGUUUUCCAGCGCAACCAACAGGAACUGCAGCUUUGUUCGUGCAUCAGCGAAGAGAACUCAAGUUGGCAGAGGACAGAGGUCAUUCGACUGGAGCAAGAUGUGUUCACUGCUCUUGCCGGACGUGGCCAGCUGUACGUCUAUAAAACAGAUGGUUUCUGGAGCCAGAUUAAAUCAGCUGGGUCUGCAAUUUAUGCCAGCCGCCUUUACCUGAACCAGUAUCACACCACACAUCCAGAAAGACUGUCGCUCACAGAGAAUAGCGGGCCAACCAUCUUAGGAAAUGUAUACAUUCAUCCUACAGCUAAGGUGGAUCCUUCUGCCGUGCUUGGCCCCAACGUUUCAGUAGGAAUGGGAGUGGUGGUCGGAGCUGGUGUCCGAAUCAGAGAGUCGAUUAUUCUGCAUGGAGCUGUGCUGCAGGAUCACAGCUGUGUGUUGAACACUAUUGUCGGAUGGGAUAGCAGCAUUGGCCGUUGGGCGAGAGUUGAAGGGACACCCAGUGACCCCAAUCCUAAUGACCCUUAUGCCAAGAUGGACAGUGAGACCCUUUUUCGGGAAGGGAAGCUUACCCCUUCGAUUACCAUUCUAGGAUGUAAUGUGUCCAUUCCAGCAGAGGUUGUUAUCUUAAACUCCAUUGUCCUCCCACACAAGGAACUGAGCCGUAGCUUCAAAAAUCAAAUUAUUUUAUAGUGUGGGUGCAGUUACAGGGGCAAGGAGCACCCACAUCUACCAGCCCGGAACAUCAUCUGUCUCCAGCAUACAGCCUCCGGUUAUCACGUGGGUAAAGUUACUAAUGAAGGACUGUUUGAAACCAGUGACACUUUCUAAGCAUUCGGAAUUAAGUCAAGCCAUUAAAGGGUGGUCUAUCAAGAACUUUGACACUAAAAAGCAACUAGCUGUGUGUAAGUGUAUAUAUUAUUCCUUUGGGCAAUAUCUUUAUUGUAAUAAAGUCUUAUUAAUAGGUGUCCUCUUCAUACUAGAUUAUGUUCUCAACUUGUGCUAAAAGUAGAAAUAAAAGUAUUUUCUGAGA
This is a messenger RNA of Pelobates fuscus (common spadefoot toad), 1752 nucleotides long. RefSeq names its product GDP-mannose pyrophosphorylase A (gene GMPPA). Gene Ontology annotation, molecular function: transferase activity. The record is from RefSeq and is a predicted model, not a curated record. Gene Ontology annotation, cellular component: cytoplasm. The transcript has 14 exons. Gene Ontology annotation, biological process: biosynthetic process. Lineage: Eukaryota; Metazoa; Chordata; Amphibia; Anura; Pelobatidae. The coding region runs from base 132 to 1412 and encodes 426 amino acids.